AUGGACGCCAAAAAGGUGAAAUCAGGUGGAUCUAGAGACGCAAUCAUCAACUCGUUGCCAGAUGAGGUACUUGCUAAGAUCUUAUCAUUUCUUCCGACAAAACGAGCUGUUUCUACAUCUCUUAUCUCCAGAAGGUGGAGGAAUCUGUUUCCAUUGAUGCUUCAACUCUUUGCAUCUCAACAUCAUUUCUAUUUAGACGACUCUGAUUUAGAUUAUCCCGAGGAGGGUAAAAGAGAGAGGAAAGAUGUAGAGAAGAGCUAUAAGGAUUUUGUGGAUAAAACCCUUUCCGGUUGCAAUCCCAUAAAGAAGCUCGUACUGAGAUGUCCUCGUAGUUGUCCUCAUACCGAAAUCGACCAAUGGCUACACCAUGUCCAUGAACGAGGUGUCGUGGAUCUUGAUCUGCGUUUUCCGAUUGGCUUCCGUGGUCGUUGGCAAACAACUUGUCCUACUUUUGUUUUCACAAUCAAGACGCUGGUUAAGCUAAGAAUAGAAAUAGAGCGCGGUCCAGAACGAAGUAAUACUUGUCCAAACGUGUGUCUUCCAGUGCUAAAGAGUCUAUUUCUCCAUGCAGAUGAGGCUACAUGCGAAAUUUUGUGUACAAAAAUGCUUCCUGCUUGUCCAAUACUUGAGGAAUUAUCCUUAAAUUACUGCCGUUCCCCAUUUGAGUUUCAAAGAUCAGUGUUCGGUAUAUCCCACGAAACCCUCAAGAGACUCACACUGAACUACAACAACACUAUUCCAUUCUGUCGCAUCAUGAAAUUCAACACACCGAGUCUUGUUUACCUCGACUUCUCUGGUUCCGCUCCUACUCCAAUAUCUACUGCCAAAUUCUUAGAUUCCCUUGUUGAAGCCAAACUAGAUGUUUUCUUGGAUUCCGUUUUCGAAUUAACCAAACAAGGAGUAAAAGUGAGGAGACCGGAUUAUGAAGCUUUUGUAAAUCUAUGUAUCAUCAUGGAUUGGAUGCGCAACGUUAAAAUCCUUUCCUUGUCUUCUGCUUCUGUUAAGGAUAUGUAUUCAAGAUGUGUGGUAUUACCUUUCUUCUCAAACCUUGUUAAGCUUCAUUUUGAGAGUAAUACACAACAAGGUUGGGAAGUGCUUCCGCGUCUGCUCAAUAAAUCUCCAAAGCUAGAGACUUUGGUCCUCAAGGGUUUGCACUGUGUAAGUGAUCAGGGAGUCAGCAUUGAUAGAAAUGAAGUGAAGGUGUUGGAGAUAUAUGGGUUUAGAGGAAGUGAGAGAGAGGUCAGACAAGUGAAGUGCUUCUUGGAGGAAAUGCAGUUUCUUCAAGUGAUGAAAGUCGAAAUCGAUGCUGAUGAUGACAACAAGAAACUGCUACUCACGAAUCACCUUCUUGCUCUUCCUAACCCUUCAUCUAAAUUUCAAAUCCUCUUCUUGUGAGAUUCACAUUUCCUUCUACUAGUUGAACUUGAGUUUCGGUUUAGGUGUUCUUUGCGAAUUUUAAGAUAUCGGAGAUGGUAAAACCAA
This is a messenger RNA of Capsella rubella, 1482 nucleotides long. RefSeq names its product putative F-box/LRR-repeat protein At5g25860. The record is from RefSeq and is a predicted model, not a curated record. Gene Ontology annotation, molecular function: protein binding. Lineage: Eukaryota; Viridiplantae; Streptophyta; Magnoliopsida; Brassicales; Brassicaceae. The transcript is spliced from 3 exons. The coding region runs from base 1 to 1395 and encodes 464 amino acids.